Messenger RNA from Rotaria sp. Silwood1, 3331 nucleotides. Lineage: Eukaryota; Metazoa; Rotifera; Eurotatoria; Philodinida; Philodinidae. The record is from the annotation of a GenBank genome assembly.
GAGAUGGAUAUUGAAUUUGCAAAUCAAAUGACUGCAGAUUCUGUGAGCAUCGAUUCCGAAAACUCUGCUAUCUUUAAAAAAUGGGAAACAAGUUAAAUGUCGGUUGGCAAGACGUUAUCGUAUCUGUCAUUGUCAAACCAGUUAUUGGUAGACGUAGUCAACUUUCGCUAUCGAAAGAGCAGUUCAUUGAUAUUCAGAAUUUUUGCAGAUCAUCAUUUUCAUGAAUUAUUCUGCAAUCAUGUAGAGAUGAUCAACAAGAAAUGCAAUAAAACUGAACCAACUCUGUAUAUAAAAAAAAUAUUAAUAAAUAAGAUGCGUCAUUCUACCGAAUCGGUCUAAUAGAAAAAAGCUUUACUAUCAUUACGAUUCAUUUGAUAUCAAUAUGUGUUUCAUCAUUGAUUACUCAUAUUCUUUUAGUAAAAUAGUUAUUCGGUAUGAUUAUUUAGUCAAACAAAUGAAAUCAAAAAUUCACCAAAUGGGUAGUGACCCUAACUUUAUGAGAAAUGCUAUCCAUAACGUUCUGUCAAGAUUUACGCAAGCUUUUCGACUUUAAAUGAAAAACUAAAUAUAAGGUUUUGUAGAGCAAAAUUCGCUCUACAAAACCAUAUAUGCUGCCUCUCUUCAGAAUAUAGCCAUUUUCAGAUUUUACCUUCGACUUUUUCUCUCGUUGCUCUAAGAAUGUCAAUAGAAAAAGUCAUGCAGAUAGACUUUUAAGAAAAUUAAUAUAGUCCAUGUUGUAGAGCUUUUCAUGCUGAUCAUUUUCAUAAAAAAAUUUUCUUGAGUUGACCGAAAAAUAAAAUUACUAGGAUCAAAAUACUGAAAACAUGGUAUUUAAACACACAAAGUUAUUGCUUAGUACAUUGUUUAGUAUUUUGACGAUAACAUCGUUAUUUAUGGAUCUAGUUUGAAGUUUUUUUUAAUAAAAUGAUCAGCGAAAAAUUCUCUACAAAAUCUGAUAGAAAACAAAAGAAUCAAAACACUUUGUGUUUUUAUGGUAGAUUUCCCAUGGAAUUACCCAUAUAUAAUAGUACGUAAGAUCUUCUGUAGACAUCAUAGAUAUGUAAAACAGAUUUAUUUGUCAAUUAAUUCAAUGAUUAUGAUAAUAAGAGUAUUGAAUUAUGAAAACGGAAUUAAAAAAAUGAAAGAUAAUGAGUGAAUAGUAACAGUGCAAAAUAAAAAUAGGGCGCUCGUCGAAAAAAAAUUUCUGUUCGAAAUGAAGAAACUAGAAAGGUUCUUACUCUAAUUUUCGAUUAUUCUACAAAACUAUUAUCGUCUACGAGAAGUUUCUCAUUUUACAUAUUUUGUAUUAGAAUAUUAAGGUUUAAGGAUAUAUAAUCGUUUAAAUUCAUGAUUACCAACAAUGACUAUUUUUAAAUGAUAUUGAGUCAAACUUUUUAAACAAUUUACAAAUUUUUCAAUUUCACUUUUUGUUCCAUUACGAGUAAAAUCGCCUGAAUGUAGUGCUAUAUCAUAUCAUCCGGAAGAGUGAAAUCAUAAUUAUCAUGAUUAUCACUCUCCAAGAAAGUAAAAGCAAAAAUUUUUUAUGAUGUAAGUAGUUAUCACACAAUUCAAUGAAAUAGAAAAAAAACAGUCACUACUAAUUUCAUACAUUGCAACAUUCUGUUUUGAUUCAUUCUUUUUUUACAAAUGAAAUAAAUCUGUAAAUAUUAAGAUUAUCAUUCAGUGCACAUUAGAAAGAUAGGUGUAUGGAUGUUAAUUUCUGUUUUUUCAUUAAAGUCAGAACCACACUUGCGCAUCCACAUCCCACAUCCACAUCCUGAAGAUGAAGAAAAGAGUAGUUGGGUGUGGAUGUGGGUGAGAAACUACCAUAACGCGUUUUGGCUUAGUUGUCGAGUUUGAUUAUUUCAUAAAAAUGGCACUAUAAAAAUAGUCAUUAGUCAGAAGAAUUACCCAAUGGAAAAAAAUUGCUGCGCAAACUAAUAUAAUACGCUAUGACUUACUGAAAUCGACGUCUUCAAUACAGACAAUAUCAAUUUAAUAGAAAAAUCAAAUAAAAAAUUAAUAUUAAAACAGUAAAUCUCUCGAAUCAAAGAUUGUUUUCUUUAUUCUUAUUUACUUGUGCCACACAAAAGAUAAAAGUACAAUUCAUAUAGAUAUAACAUGCAAUUACAACAGAAUGAUAAAAAUGACUCAUGAUAACUGACGACUGCAACUUUCUUUCACAUUUCUAAACUCGCUCUGUCAAUAUUUUUCUUUUACUCAAACGAAACAAUAAUUCACUACAUUAUUCGGUCGUCAUUUUAUAAAAUUCUUUCGCAGUAAUAGUCGUAUUGGAGAAACUAUAUGUACAUAAUUUUGUUGGUUUUAUUUAUUUUUGUUAAUGGAAAGUAAAAAAAUCAUUUCUUAGUGUCCUCUAUCAAUAUCAACAAUCGAAGGUUUACUACAUGAUGCAUAUAUUCCCGGUCUCGUGGCAAUUGUUGUCAAUUCGACUGGUAUUCUCUAUGAGCAAGCCAUUGGCUACCAUUCACCUAUAAUUUCAAACGAAUGUAAACCAAUGAAUUCUUCUAACUCAAUUUUUGUUUUGGCUUCAAUCUCAAAAACAUUCAUUGCUGUAGCAGUUAUGCAACUUGUAGAAUUGAAUCAUUUGAAUCUUGAUACAGAUAUCAAUCAUUACUUGUCAUCUGAAAUGAAAGUCAUUCAUCCAUUGCAUCCGAAUAUUCCAAUUACUAUACGACAUUUGCUCUCACAUACAGCUGGUAUUAAAUCAAAUUUUGAAGAAGAACUUAAACAUUUUAAGCCGAAUGAUGAUUUUACACAAACAAAUCUCACCAAAAUCAUCUCAAAAUAUUUGAAUAACAAAUCAAAUUGGUUAUCUGAAUCACCUGGUAAUGUGACUCAUUAUUCAAAUAUUGGUCCAAGUUUAGCUGCAUUAAUUGUUGAACAUGCUAGUAAUUCGUCCGAUUGGCUCUAUAUUCCUCAUUAUGGUGAAAGUGAUUAUCCAUCCGGUUCUCUUCGUAUGUCAGCUCGUUCACUUGCUAUUUUUCUUCAAUCAUUUCUUAAUAAUUGCUCAUCUCUCUUACUCAAUUCAUCAUCUGUCGAUGAAAUGCUUAAGAUUGUUCGACAUGAAGAUUCAGAUAUUGAAUUUGGUUUAAUUUGGAAUUGGCGAAUUAUUAGAGGACGACGUUUCAUUGGACAUCGAGGUGCAAUACCAGGUGUCACAAAUAUAAUGAUGGCAAAUGAAAAACGAACUCUUGGUGUAAUUAUUUUGUCAAAUGGUGAUAUUAGUAAAGAUGAUGAUCAAGCAAAAAAAGUUUACGAAACAAUAAUCAAUAUUAUGUUACAACUAUUCGAUUGUUUUGAAGAAGUAUAA